Sitodiplosis mosellana (orange wheat blossom midge) is the source of this 1206-nucleotide messenger RNA. Its product is annotated as nurim homolog. Gene Ontology annotation, cellular component: nuclear membrane. Bases 198 to 956 code for a protein of 252 amino acids. Lineage: Eukaryota; Metazoa; Arthropoda; Insecta; Diptera; Cecidomyiidae. The record is from RefSeq and is a predicted model, not a curated record. The transcript has 4 exons.
AUUGGAAUGUUCAUUCCGAAAAUAAACAACGCCAUCAUUCAGUACCACCCGAGCGGCGUUUGUUUGAUUUCUGUUGUCAUUUAUUAGUUUUUUGUUUAUUUCGUUCUUAUUGAAUUUUGAAUACGACGGCCAACUGAAAUUUGUAUUUUUAAAAUUUUGACAAAGCAUUAGAAUUUUUGGAGCAAAAUUCUCUAAAAAUGGCUGCAUUUCGUCAUUUGAUUACUGUGCCGCUAUCAAUUGCAUCAUUUGUUGGUGUUUUCUAUGCGAUCGCAAAAUUGAUGGUUUUCUUGUCGUUGCCCGUCAAAAUCCCUAUCCACCAAGUUUGGAUCGUGAAUUUGUUGGACGAUUGGACUAAGCUUGAAACUGCCCUACUACCGCUGACUACCGACGCAAUUUUGAUUGUGCUCUUCAUUUUGCCGCACAGUUUCUUGAAAAGUAGUUUCUUCAAGUAUAUCUGGGAUCAAAUUGGACUUACGUCUGCCUCCCGCAGUUUUUACAACUUGGUGACCUCAGCUACUCUUUUGCUUCUGACCCAAAAAUGGGAACGCGUUCCAUCAGCCACGUUAUGGAACAUCGAUGUUGAAUCGAGUCAAGUUUUCUACUGGGUGUACUUCACGGUUCAUUUCCUCGCAUGGCUCAUCAUUUAUGGUGGUAGCAUUGUUAUGGAUCUGCCGGAAUUGACUGGCGUUAAACAAGUUUAUUACGACUGGAAUAACUUAUUACCACCUCUGAACUACAAAUCGUAUGAGCUCAAUGUGCUCUAUGAACACGUUCGUCAUCCAUCGUUCAUUGGUUUUUCAAUCAUAUUGUGGUUCCCAAACAUCAUGAGCCUUGAUCGUCUUUUGCUGGCUAUCCUCUGGACAACAUACAUGUUCAUCGCAUGGAGAACCGAUGCUCGUGACGUCGCCUAUCAGCGUCAACAGCUUGAACGCAAGAAAAACAAGCUUCUCAAGUAGCUUCACAGAACAACUACCUCAUAUACUUAAUCAAACACACAUAAACUGACCACACUAAUAAGUGUUAGAGAAGUUCUCAUCAAAUUUUUGUGCACCAUCUCACCUUCGUUUUUUAGUCAAUGUAGUUGAACCAUUAACACCCACUCAUAUAAGUUGAGACAUUUUAUUUUAAUGUUUUGUCGUUAUUCAUAAAUAGUCAAUGAAUCAAUAAACAGUUGAUCUGUUACACUUAAUUUGAUACAAAAACAAA